Molecule: messenger RNA, 4435 nt
Organism: Xenopus laevis (African clawed frog)
Lineage: Eukaryota; Metazoa; Chordata; Amphibia; Anura; Pipidae
Product: rho GTPase-activating protein 39
Exons: 10
Coding region: 187-3246 (1019 amino acids)
Source: RefSeq, a predicted model, not a curated record
GCACAGCCUGAGUCACAACUCACACAGGAGGAGGGGGGGGGGACGCUCAAACCUACACUAGUCACUUUGCUCAGGCACACUGGAUCCCAGCAGAUCCCAGGGAUCCCCCAGCUCACCGCUUUCUGGCCUUUUUGAUCUACAAGUCCAGCUUUUGCAUCAGACCAUGUGAGGGGAGCACUCAGAAAGAUGGCUGACAGCUCAGACUGGGUGGAAAUCAUUGAGCCACGCUCCCAGGAGCGAAUGUAUGUGAACCUCGCGACUGGAGAAUGUGGCUGGGAGCCCCCACUUGACGUGCCCGUUCGCCAGUCGGACAAGAAACAGUGGUGGGAGCUGUAUGACCAGCAGAGCAGUCGCUUCUACUACUACAAUGCACAGAACCAUCAGACAGUGUGGCAUCGACCCCUACAGUGUGACAUCGUGCCCCUGGCCAAACUACAGGCCGUGAAACGUGCCUCCCAGCCUGGCAUCUUAAGUUUAUCCAGACAGGAGCGGCUUAGCCAUCGUGGCAGCACUAGCAGUGAGGGUGGGCACACCUCUUCCGAAAUCCUAAUGCUUCAGGAUGCCUCACUUGAGAGGGACGGCGAGAAAAGAAAAGGGGACAGUGUGGAUAGCAGAAAGGAUUCUGGGAGAGAAAGCUCACAACGGUGGCAGCCGGCCCCCGGGACCAAAGCAGCCAUGUUGGUAAAGGUGAAUAGCCUAAGACAAGGCCCUACAUCCAUAUCCAGUGCAACGAAUCACAGCAGCAGCCCAAAACACGUAGUCCACAAACCCACAGCAUACGCACAGCCUCAGCCCUCUUUUCUGCAGCUGAAAACUAAUGUAGAUACCCAGCAAUCAAUGCAGAUCAAGAAGACAGACAAUGGAGGGUUUUGCCUUGUUAUGACAGUGGAUGGAGCCAAUAGCCAAACACCACAAAGGACUCCUACAGGGACAAUUCAGCCCAUGUCUCCCCGAUAUGGCUCUCCUCCUCCUAUAUAUGAUGAACCAUCAAUUGACUCACCCAUAUAUGACGAGCCACCAGUGGAAAUGGAUUUUGAAAGCAUGACUGUGCAUUCACUUUCUCCAUCACUGUCCCCUACUAAUAGCCUUCAAAACCAACCUCAGGUCACAAAACUUCUUCCCUACCCUGGCGUUCAUCAUAAACAUAAAAGGAACUCAUCCGCUACAGAGUACAGCCCAGCAGGCCGGGAAUACAUUAAACACAUGGUAAAUGUAGACCAGUCUUCUAAGCAAACUGUAUCCCCAACUGGAUCUCUUGACGUUCCUCCAAAGCCUGGACAUUUGGCUCUAAAAGACAGUUUCAAACAUUCAUGGAAGAUCUUGGAAGCUAACGUUCUCAAGAACAUGGAAGCGCACCAUAAUCGCCAGAACAGCCUUCCUCAGGACUACCCAACAGUGGUAAGCCAACAGGAUUCUGGCUACUCCACUGGACCUUCUCCAAGUGUGAGAAAGAGGAAAGGAAGGAGGCAAGGCAAUGUACAGAUAAGGCCGGGCUCGUUGGGCAGCAGCAGUGAGCUCAAUGCUUUGAAUGAUAAACUUAUAGCAGAAAUGAGGACAGUGGUGGGCAGGAACACGGCUGGUCAGGGUAGCAAAACCAGCUUGGACACCGAAAUGCUGGAACAUAGCAUUCCAGCAGAUGGAAAUAAAGUGAGGUUUCAGACAGAUGCCUUGAAAAAAGGCAGUGGGAGGGGCUCCAGAGAUGACAUGUCGGCCAGCAACAGGUCCUUGUACAGAGUUGGGCCAGAGAAUCGAGAAAAUAACCAAGGUGAAAUGGCUGUGCAACAGGAGGUUGUACGGCAAAAAAGGACUUAUGAGAAGAUAGUCACCAGCCAGAUCAGUUUGUUGUCCUCGGAAUCUGCAAGAACCACGUCACAGAGUGGAACAUUGGAGGCAAACCCCACAAGUGACGGACGUGGACAGCAAGGAUUUGGAUACCAGUUCCCUUAUACAACCUUGAGGAAACCCCUCUCCCAAACUAGUAUGGUGGACUGGGCCACUAAGAACCUGAACAUGCACACGCAGGGCAUCUUCCGCAGGAGAAUCUCCAUCUCCAAUAUGCUCUCGUGGAAUGGAGGCUCCAUCAAGAAGCCUAUGUUGAUCACCAGCAACAGAGUGAUCAAGAAGGAAGCCUGUGAAAUGUUCAAGCUAGUCCAGGUCUACAUGGGAGACCGUCAGGCACGGACAGACAGAAACCAGGUGGCACUGGUGCUAGUGACAAAAUGUUGGAGUAUGCAGGGUUUAAGGGAUGAAUUGUACAUGCAGUUAGUAAAACAGACCACCAAUAACAUGUCCUACAGGAGCUUGUCCUAUGGAUGGGAGCUCAUCGCUAUCAGUCUGGGAUUCUUCUCACCUUCACCAAAAUUUCAGUCCUAUUUGGAGGGUUAUAUCUACAAACACCUGGAUGAAGUCAAUGAUUUGAACAUAACCCAGAAAAUUCAUGAAGUUCAGGAACUGAAUACCAAGAAGAUCUCCAAAUCUCGAAAAAAGAGGAAGCAGAACGGAGAUGAAGAAGAAGGUUUACCCAUCAGCACCUACGCCAAGUACUGUUACCGCAGACUUCAAAAGGUGGCAAUUACUGGGGGAAAGAAGGGUCUGAGAAAGCCAACCAUUGAGGAGAUAGAGCAGGCCCGCAAUGCCAUCCUUACUCCAUCUUUGUUUGGGAGUUCACUGGAGGAGAUCAUGGAGCGGCAGCGAGAAGUCUAUCCAGAUCGACAACUCCCCUGGGUGCAGAUACAACUGUCCCAAGCAGUACUGGCACUAGGAGGGGAGCAGACAGAGGGAAUCUUCAGGGUGCCGGGUGACAUUGAUGAGGUGAAUGUGCUAAAAGUGCAGGUUGAACAGUGGAGAAUUCCUGAUAACCUUGAGGAUCCAACAGUUCCAGCUUCCCUCUUAAAGCUGUGGUAUCGGGAGCUGGAGGAGCCUCUAAUUCCCCAGCAGUUUUACAAGCAGUGUAUCAGUAACUACGAAAAUCCUGAUGCAGCCGUGUCAGUGGUACAUCAGCUCCCUGAACUGAACAGGCUGGUGCUUGGUUAUCUCAUCCAUUUUCUGCAGAUCUUCUCCCAGCCAUGUAACGUGGGCACAACAAAGAUGGACGUCAACAACUUGGCUAUGGUGAUGGCUCCCAACUGCCUGCGCUGCCAGUCGGAUGAUCCCAGGAUCAUAUUUGAAAACACCCGGAAGGAGAUGUCCUUUCUGCGCAUGCUGAUUGUGCAUCUAGACACCAGUUUUGUCAGAGGUGUGAUCUGAGAGGGGCAUUUGCUUCUCUAUAAAUAACACUUAUUUUUAUUCACGAGAGCGGGCAGGUGCACUUCCUCCAAGGACUCGUUGAUAAGAAGUUCUCAGGAUAUCUACAAGCAUUUUUUUUUUUUUUGCCUAUCUCUUUUCGCUCAAUACCACUUUAUAUAUAAAUAUUAUAAAUAAUCGGGUCCGAUGGAUAAGCUGUGUAUACAAUAAUAAGGCUUCAAAUGUGAUAAUGUUUGAACUGAGCAUCUCUCAGAAAUGGCCGACCCCUUAUUUCAAUCAGUUAGAUGAGCACUAGAACAUUUCAGGAAAUAAAUGUGACACUUCUUUUAGAAGCCAUGGGUAUGCUCCAUCUGCAAAGGGAAUUCAUCACACAAGAAGUUGUGCAAAAAGCGUGCUUUAAAUCCUUGCAGGGACUGCACCCCAAAUAUAUAUAUAAUAUAUUUUUAAUGCAUUUAGCUGUUUUAGGUUUAGGUUGUAAUGUUGCAGGGUCUCCACAGACAUGGCCAUACACUUCAGAGCAAGUGGCAUUUGGCAAUUGAUUCUUUGGAAUUAACAUUUUUCUAUGUAUUUUAUUUAUUGUUUGGCUUCCUCCUUGGGUUAUCCUAAACAUCGGCAGGAACUUCCUGCUCUUUGUGCCAAAUUGUGAUUGGAACCCUAAUUCUAACCAUGCUACAACCAAUCGGAAAUUGCCACAUCAUAGACAUAAGGUGGCCAUAGACGUAACAAUUACGAUCUUUCUUGGACAAGAUCUUUCCAAGAAAGAUCGUUCGUUUAGAGUUGAAUCGUCAGAUAUACAAGUAGAAACAAUAGAAUUCUACCUGUAUCUGACGAUUCAGCACUAGUGGCCGAUGUUUGGGUGCCGUCAAAGGCACCCGAUCAAAAUUUCCCGUCCAGUCUGAUCAACGAGCUGACCAAUACCCAAGUCUUCAGGCGAUAUCGGUCGGCUAUUUUUCCAACACACACACACCGAAUAUCGUACGAAAUUUCGUACAUCACCUGUUCGUCUAUGGCCACCUUUAGAGCUACUGUGAUGAUGCUGUUACGUUUAAUUGGUUGCUAGGGAGCUGUUUUUAUGGCUAAAUAUUUGGGGCAUCUUUUCCCUUUUACAUUAAUUAAGAUAUUAAUAUUAUUCGUUAUUAUUUUAUACAAAAUGUAAGUCAAAAAGAAAAAAUUAAAGCCAGAGUUGCAUCCA